CUCUUCUUCCAGGGAGACCCCCGAGGACGUGGCGAUGAGUGAGCAGCCAGCAUCUCAGCAGACAAGGAUGGAGCGCUGUCCCCAGGAGGGCAAGGAAUGACGCCCACCCGGUCCCUCAGAGAAUGACCGCCCUGCGAGGGUGGGUCCCAGGGCCCUAGCGGGGCUGCCGGCCUUCAGCUUCCGGCCACUCACAGCAGAAGGACCCCCAGACUCUCCGUGGAUGCUCCUCAGCCCCGUGGCUCCACCAUGACGCUGCUCGUGGUCCCCCUCCUGCUGGCCUGGGUGGCCGGUGCCACGGCCGCCGUGCCGGUGGUGCCCUGGCGGGUGCCCUGCCCCCCGCAGUGUGCCUGCCAGAUCCGGCCCUGGUACACCCCCCGCUCGUCCUACCGCGAGGCCACCACCGUAGACUGCAACGACCUCUUCCUGACGGCCGUGCCCCCGGCGCUGCCCGCGGGCACGCAGACCCUGCUGCUUCAGAGCAACAGCAUCGUGCGCGUGGAGCAGGCCGAGCUCAGCUACCUGCACAACCUCACGGAGCUCGACCUGUCGCAGAACAGCUUCUCGGACGCCCGCGACUGUGACGUCCGCACCCUGCGCCAGCUGCUGAGCCUCCACCUGGAGGAGAACCAGCUCACGCGGCUGGAGGACCACAGCUUCGCGGGGCUGGCCAGCCUGCAGGAGCUCUACCUGAACCACAACCAGCUCUACCGCAUCGCCCCCCGCGCCUUCGCUGGGCUCGGCCACCUGCUGCGGCUGCACCUCAACUCCAACCUGCUGCGAGCCGUGGACAGCCGCUGGUUCGAGACGCUGCCCAGCCUGGAGAUCCUUAUGAUCGGUGGCAACAAGGUGGACGCCAUCCUGGACAUGAACUUCCGGCCGCUGUCCAACCUGCGGAGCCUGGUGCUGGCGGGCAUGAGCCUGCGGGAGAUCUCCGACUACGCCCUGGAGGGGCUGCAGAGCCUGGAGAGCCUGUCCUUCUACGACAACCAGCUGGUCCGGGUGCCCCGGCGGGCGCUGGCGCAGGUGCCCGGGCUCAAGUUCCUGGACCUGAACAAGAACCCCCUGCAGCGGGUGGGCUCCGGGGACUUCGCCAACAUGCUGCAUCUCAAGGAGCUGGGGCUGAACAACAUGGACGAGCUGGUGUCCAUCGACAAGUUGGCCCUGGUCAACCUCCCCGAGCUGACCAAGCUGGACGUGGCCAACAACCCCCGCCUGUCCUUCGUCCACCCCCGCGCCUUCCACCACCUGCCCCAGAUGGAGACGCUCAUGCUCAACAACAACGCGCUCAGUGCCUUGCACCGGCAGACCCUGGCGUCCCUGCCCAACCUGCAGGAGGUGGGUCUCCACGGCAACCCCAUCCGCUGCGACUGCGUCAUCCGCUGGGCCAACGCCUCGGGCACCCGCGUCCGCUUCAUCGAGCCGCAGUCCACCCUGUGCGCCGAGCCACCCGAGCUGCAGCGGCAGCCUGUGCGCGAGGUGCCCUUCCGGGAGAUGACGGACCACUGCCUGCCCCUCAUCUCCCCCCGCAGCUUCCCCGCCAGCGUCCAGGUGGCCAGUGGCGAGAGCUUGGUCCUGCACUGCCGGGCGCUGGCCGAGCCCGAGCCCGAGAUCUACUGGGUCUCGCCCACCGGGGUGCGCCUGACAGCCGCCCGGACGGGCCGCAGACUCCGGGUCUCCCCGGAGGGGACCCUGGAGCUUCGAAGGGUGACGCCCGGGGAAGCGGGGCUGUACACGUGCGUGGCCCAGAACCUGGUGGGGGCGGACACGAAGACGGUCAGCGUGGCGGUGGGCCGGUCUCCUGUGCAGGCAGGACGCGAGCAGGGCCGGGCGCUGGAGCUGCGGGUGCAGGAGGCUCACGCCCACCACAUCCUGCUCUCCUGGGUGUCCCCCCCCAACACCGUCUCCACCAACCUCAGCUGGUCCAGCGCCACCUCCCUCCGUGGCCAGGAGCCCACGGCCUCGGCCCGCCUCCCGCGGGGCACCCACCGCUACAACAUCACCCGCCUUGUGCAGGCCACCGAGUACUGGGCCUGCGUGCAAGUGGCCUUCCCUGAUGCGCACACCCAGCAGGCGUGUGUGUGGGCCAGGACGACAGAGGCCACCCCUUGCCACAGGCCCUUCGGGGACCGGCCCGGGCCCAUAGCCAUCCUGGCCCUCGCUGUUCUCCUGCUGGCUGCCGGGCUAGUGGCCCACCUCGGCACCAGCCGCCACAGGCCGGGGGUAGGGGGGCGGCCUCUCCCUCCCGCCUGGGAUGUCAGAGGUUGGGGUACGCCCUCGGGUCGGGUGGUGUCUGCACCCCGGGUACUGCCCUGGAAUCCAGGGAGGAAGCCGUCCAGGUCCCCAGAAAGGGAGAAACUGCCAUCACUGUUGUCACAGCAGUCGGGACACUCGGCCUAUUCCCAGCUCUAGGCCUGAGGCCAGGCACUGGGUGACACGGAGCCACGGAGCCACG
Messenger RNA from Sorex fumeus (smoky shrew), 2452 nucleotides. RefSeq names its product leucine rich repeat neuronal 2 (gene LRRN2). Gene Ontology annotation, molecular function: protein binding. Bases 247 to 2409 code for a protein of 720 amino acids. The transcript is spliced from 2 exons. NCBI's taxonomy places the organism in Eukaryota, Metazoa, Chordata, Mammalia, Eulipotyphla, Soricidae. The record is from RefSeq and is a predicted model, not a curated record.